CCGGGGCCCCCCCAUUGAUACCGCGGCGCAGUGGGAAAGGGGCGGGGCUUCCCCGCGCGUCUCGUCCAAUGGGAGGCGGCGGGGCCGUGGCGCGCCGCGCGCUGAUUGGUUGCCGUGCGGGGAGCGGAGCGGAGCGGGGAGGCCAUGACUGCGCACAGCUUCGCGCUGCCGCUCGUCCUCUUCUCCGCCUUCUGGGGGCUCGUGGGCGUCGCCGCCCCCUGGUUCGUGCCCAAGGGGCCCAACCGCGGGGUGAUCAUCACCAUGCUGGUCACCACCGCCGUGUGCUGCUACCUCUUCUGGCUGAUCGCCAUCCUGGCGCAGGCCAACCCGCUGUUCGGGCCGCAGCUGAAGAACGAGACCGUCUGGUACGUGCGCUUCCUCUGGGAGUGAGCCCCGCGCCCCAACGGACAGCCCCCCGGCGUCACCCUCCCGCCACUGCUCCAGCAUCUCCCCUCCCGUCCCAGGCAGCCCCCAGAGGUGCUGGGCCAGAGGCUGGACCCACAGCCCCAGCAGCAUCCUGAGCUCUGCAUCCCCGCUGGCUGCAGGCAGUGCCCCUGGCCGGGAUGAGGAGCUCGUGCAGGCAACAACCUCCCUGCCAUCAGUCCCUGGCUGCAGCCGCCCUGGUCCCUGCUGAGGGUAGGAGAAAGGAAGGUUGGUGCUGCAGGAGGAUGUGGGCUGGCAGGGGUGCGAUGCAGGGAGGUGCUGGGGUGUGGGGCCGGGGGCUCUGCCUGGCAGCCUGGGGCUGGAGGGGGGCCCUGUCAUCUCCUGCCCCAGCAGCCAGGGUGCUGCAGUAGUGUCUAGGUACUGCCGUCAUUCCUACCCAUGCCCAUGUUCUGAGAACUUAUGAGUUGUCCCUUGCCCCUAUUUAUCAGAUAUAACUUAUCUGUAUUUAUUAAUUUGUCUGUGUUAAGUUUGUGUUGUGGAAAUAAAUCCUUCUUUUAGUAAGUGAUGCUGGAAGCAGUCACUUGCUUGGAGGCAGAGGAA
Messenger RNA from Anas platyrhynchos (mallard), 984 nucleotides. It is a transcript of the gene ATP6V0E2, whose product is annotated as ATPase H+ transporting V0 subunit e2. Gene Ontology annotation, cellular component: proton-transporting V-type ATPase, V0 domain. Lineage: Eukaryota; Metazoa; Chordata; Aves; Anseriformes; Anatidae. Gene Ontology annotation, biological process: proton transmembrane transport. Gene Ontology annotation, molecular function: proton-transporting ATPase activity, rotational mechanism. The record is from RefSeq and is a predicted model, not a curated record.